Cryptococcus amylolentus CBS 6039 is the source of this 2182-nucleotide messenger RNA. RefSeq lists its product as hypothetical. Gene Ontology annotation, molecular function: transmembrane transporter activity. NCBI's taxonomy places the organism in Eukaryota, Fungi, Basidiomycota, Tremellomycetes, Tremellales, Cryptococcaceae. Gene Ontology annotation, biological process: transmembrane transport. The record is from RefSeq and is a predicted model, not a curated record. Bases 79 to 1830 code for a protein of 583 amino acids. The transcript is spliced from 10 exons.
CAUCUUUACCAUCUGAUCUAAAUUUUCUACAUUGCUCGUCACUUUAACUUUCACCCAAGCUUUCGGACCCAGCCAGUCAUGUCCCCACGGACGAUAUCCAAGGAACCCGAACGCACACCAACACAAGUGGAUCCAGAGACGCAAUCGCCGGAGCGAGAAGGAUAUUAUGAUGGCCCAGAGGGGCUGGAGAGGAUGAUAUCCGUGACUGCAGCUGGAGCUGCAGGGGCCGUGCAGAUGCCCGACGAAGGACGGCCUGAAAGCGGCUUCCCCGACCUGCGGCCUGCCCAAACAAAUUUGACCACAACGUCCAACAAGCCAUAUAGCGCCUUCUCCGACGGGCAGAAGUGGUUUAUCGUUAUCUUUAGUGCCUUGGGCGCCAUCUUUUCGCCAAUAUCGACCAUCAUCUAUGCUCCUGCUAUCCCUACUCUAGUGGAAGCAUUCCAUACGACCACCGAGAAGAUCAAUAUAACGGUCACAGUAUACCUCAUCUUUCAGGCGCUGACUCCUUCAAUAUGGGGGUCAGCUGGAGAUUCAUAUGGCCGACGCCCGAUCUUCAUCAUAUGUCUUCUCGUCUACCUUCUGGGAUGUGUCGGAAGCGCGCUGUGUCCCACCAACGCCUACUGGCUGCUCAUGCUUAUGCGCAUCGUUCAAUCGUCGGGCGGAUCUCCUGUCAUCGCUAUCGGAGCUGGAAUCAUCGCAGACAUUGCUCGACCUCAAGAGAGAGGGAGAUAUUUGGGAAUCUUCAAUCUGACGUCUACAAUGGGCCCCACUUUGGGCCCUUUGAUAGGUGGUUUAUUGUCUUACGGCCUAGGAUGGCGGUCAAUCUUUUGGUUCUUGGUCAUAUUCUGCGGUGCAGUGACGGUGCCGAUGAUCUUCUUCUUCCCAGAGACUCUUCGAUCACUAGUGGGAGACGGCUCAAUUCCACCUCCCUUGACCAAUUGCACCGUUCCUAUAUAUCUGCAAAGAAGGAAAGAGAAGAAGAUGUUGGAGGAGCGAGGAGAGCAGUUGCCAGUCUCCACCACCCAUAGGGCAAAGUUCCAGCCUUGGUCAUCCUUCGCGCUCUUGUUGGAGCCUGAGAUUGCCCUCAUGUUCUUGUCAUCAUCCUUGUACUACGCCCUGUGGUAUGCUCUUCUAACCAUCUUCUCGACGCUGCUGAAGACAGAGUAUGGCAAGAACGAUGUCAUCAUCGGUCUUUGCUACAUCCCGAACGGAGCCGGAUCGGCGAUAUCCGGCUACUUGUCAGGCCGCAUCAUGGAUAUCAUGUAUCAGAGAGAAAAGAAGCGAGUAGGAGGUGACCACAGACAAUGCCCCGAGACAUUCCGAUUUGAGCGAGUCCGCUUAAUCAUUCUACCUUUCCAGCUGACCAUACUGGUGGCUUCUAUCCUGGGCGUGGGGUGGAGUAUGGAAGCCCAUGCUCCUAUGGCUGUGCCGGUCGUACUCAACUUUUUUGUCGGGGUUGGGACAGGCUUCCUUACCACCACCACUAUCUACGGGAUUGAUAGUGUACCAGGAAAGGGUGGAGCUGUCACAGCUUCAGUACGCAAUUCGUCGGUUCGGAACACACUCAUACUGACUCGAGACGUAGUUCAACCUCGUUCGAUGUGCCUUUGGUGCCGUGACGGUAUCCACUGUCCAACUGAUCUGCGAUCGCAUGGGUGUUGGAUGGUGCUUCGUCCUCCUUUCAGCUAUAUGUGUAGCUUCGUCUCCGCUUUUGCUUCUGAUCGUCAAGUAUGGUCCGAUAUGGAGGGCUCGAAGGAGGGCAAAGGCCAAGGCCCAAGAGGCGGAGAAGAAGGCGGAGGAGGCGGGGCAUCCUACUCCCCUCGAAGAUAAGAAAUGAAGGAGGGUCUGAAACUGGAGAGAGUGCCGUCCUUUGGAUAACGGAGAAGCGUAUUUCGUGACCCAGUAUGGCGCAAGAGAGCGAUUUGCCACGGACUGCGAAACCUUCCAGGAAGGUUGGGUGACCGGGGGGGCGAUCCCUGCCUCGAGGAAGGACACACCCUUGAGUAGCCCGCAGGACGAACCUGUACGUUGUACGACGCCUCAUGCCUACCUAUAAUCAUCGAUAAUGCAAGAGCAGUACAAUAAUAAUACAUGGGCGGGCAAAGGGAGACAUGCCAUGUUGAAAUAGUGCGCACGGACCCCCGCGAGUCGCGUCAACCGAGGGCCCGAGCGUGUCUGAUGG